CUGCAGAGCAGCGAUGGCGACGGAGUCUCCGCGCCGCCCGAGCCGCUGCACCGGAGGAGCGGUGGUUCGCCCACAGGCUGUCACGGAGCAGUCGUAUAUGGAAAGUGUCGUUACGUUUCUUCAAGAUGUUGUGCCACAGGCCUACAGUGGUACCCCACCAGCAGAAGAAAAGGAGAAGAUCAUUUGGGUCAGAUUUGAAAAUGCAGAUUUGAAUGAUACAACAAGGAAUAUGGAGUUCCAUGAGAUACACAGCACUGGGAACGAGCCCCCGUUACUGCUGAUGAUUGGGUACAGUGAUGGAAUGCAGAUCUGGAGCAUCCCUAUCAGUGGGGAAGCUCAGGAGCUUUUUUCUGUCCGCCAUGGUCCAGUUCGAGCUGCACGGAUUUUGCCAGCUCCACAAAUCA
Merops nubicus (carmine bee-eater) is the source of this 404-nucleotide messenger RNA. RefSeq names its product breast carcinoma-amplified sequence 3-like. The transcript has 5 exons. The record is from RefSeq and is a predicted model, not a curated record. The annotation marks the transcript as partial. NCBI's taxonomy places the organism in Eukaryota, Metazoa, Chordata, Aves, Coraciiformes, Meropidae. Gene Ontology annotation, biological process: response to starvation; autophagy. Gene Ontology annotation, cellular component: cytoplasm.